GGUUAUGUUGGAAAGAUGACAAACAACAUUGGUAAGGGUCUCAUCCAUUAUAAAGUUACAGACUCAAAUGAUGACCCCAUAAAUCCCAAACCUGGAACGUUGAGAUAUGGAGCUUCAGUAAUCCAAGGCAAAGUGUGGAUCACAUUCCAAAAAGACAUGAAUAUUAGACUAAUGAAACCGCUUCUCAUUAGUAGUUUCACCACCAUUGAUGGUCGUGGCGUCAACGUGCAUAUUGCUAAUAAUGCAUGCUUGAUGAUAUUCAAGGCCACCAACAUAAUAAUUCAUAGUAUUCGAAUUCAUCAUUGCAAAGCUCAAGCCCCAGGGAUGGUAAUGGGACCAAAUGGAAAGGUUAUUUCUUUGGGCCAAGUAGAUGGAGAUGCAAUUAGACUGGUCACCGCUUCAAAAAUUUGGAUUGAUCAUAAUACGCUUUAUAAUUGUGAAGAUGGUCUUCUUGAUGUCACACGAGGCUCUACUGAUGUGACUAUUUCCAGUAAUUGGUUUAGAGAACAAGAUAAAGUUAUGCUUCUUGGACAUGAUGAUGGAUAUGUAAGGGACUUAAACAUGAAGGUUACUGUGGUGUACAAUCAUUUUGGACCAAAUUGUAACCAACGAAUGCCAAGGAUUCGUCAUGGAUAUGCACAUGUAGCCAACAACAUUUAUUUAGGUUGGAUGCAAUAUGCCAUUGGUGGAAGUAUGGGGCCUAGCCUCAAAAGUGAAUCUAACCUCUUCAUAGCACCAAAAGAUGGGAGUAAAGAGGUAACAUGGAGAAACAAUGAUCGUACAAAUAGAGACAAAUGGGAGUUUCAUUCAAAAGGGGAUGCAUUUAAAAAUGGAGCUUCAUUUGCAGCAACAGAAGGAGGACGUGUGCGAAAGCCUAAUUAUAAUAAAGAACAAAGUUUUAAAGUAGUUGAUGUCAAAUCUGUUCGAUCACUGACACGAUCAUCAGGUGCAUUUCAAUGUAGUAGGACCUCUAUAUGUUGAAAGAAACAAAAUAUAUAAUAGUAAUUGUGAAGCAAAGUGUGCAUCACUAAAUUAAUAUAAAUCCAAAAAAAAAGGAUUUUACAA
Vicia villosa (hairy vetch) is the source of this 1065-nucleotide messenger RNA. Its product is annotated as probable pectate lyase 16. Lineage: Eukaryota; Viridiplantae; Streptophyta; Magnoliopsida; Fabales; Fabaceae. The transcript is spliced from 4 exons. The record is from RefSeq and is a predicted model, not a curated record. Bases 16 to 981 code for a protein of 321 amino acids. Gene Ontology annotation, molecular function: pectate lyase activity.